Molecule: messenger RNA, 3183 nt
Organism: Columba livia (rock pigeon)
Lineage: Eukaryota; Metazoa; Chordata; Aves; Columbiformes; Columbidae
Gene: TMC5
Product: transmembrane channel like 5
Exons: 23
Coding region: 471-2885 (804 amino acids)
Cellular component (GO): plasma membrane
Molecular function (GO): mechanosensitive monoatomic ion channel activity
Source: RefSeq, a predicted model, not a curated record
GGCGCUUGGAAAUGUUUCAAUGGAUUUUAUGGAUCACAGCAAUCCCAGGUGGGAUAACGGGAAGACAAGGACGCUGAGGAGGAGGGAACAGAUGAUUCUGCCAGAGCCCAACAGUCGCGUGCAGGGAGUGUGGCCAAGAGCAAGCAGAUUUUAAUUCGUGGAGGGAAGGAGACUGGACACCUUGGAGAUCAAAUAGAAAUAAAGCAACGUGUUCUAUGGCAGGUGACUGCGCAAAAGCUGGGCGGUAUUUUACAGCUGCAGGAUUUCCGACUGUCUUCCAAGAUCUGUGGGUGUGUAAGUGCCACAAAAGUAAUUCAAGAGCUUCUUUUGGCAAAAUGAGAAGAUUCGGACAAGCCUUCAGAAACUAGACGCUAUACAAUUAUCCAUUUUGAAGGUCUGUAAUCAGUCUUCCCAUCAAGCUGUAGAGACAAAAAUCAGGAAGAUUUCAUCCUUCAAAGCAAGGACUUGCCAUGUCUUAUCAUUACAAUGAAGCCUUUGAAAACCCGGACUACCACUUCUCAGAGACACUGGAAAUUGAUAGAAAGAGGAGUUCUCAAAAGAACCUGUUCUCUCACCAAAGCCCUUACAAUUCCUCACUGCAUGUUUCCUCUGGAGAACACGGUGGAAGAGGACAGAAUUACCCCCUGGCCGUACGAAUGGCCUCCAUGAGGCAUGGCUCUGAAUACAGCGAAGAUUUACCAACAGUUUAUGGCCUAAGCAGAAGUCCACAUGGAAAUUCCAUGGAUAAUCUUUCCUUUGAGCCCGAGCCAGAACUGGCACUGAGCCCACCUUCUACCUCCCAUCUGCUGCAUCGCCCCGAUACCCGCAGAAUUUCCACUGGAUCAGAAGAGGAAAAGUUAGUUGGAAAUCUUGCCAGUAUGUCCACCAGCGAAAGGAUUAAAGCAAUCCAGAAGAUGCCAGAGAACAUGAAAAAAAAGAGAGAAAUCAGGAAUAAAGUUCUUAAAGAAAUAACAGAGAAAUCACGGCGGGGCAGAGCUCAGCUUUCCCGCUGCACACAGUGUCUGCAGGGACCAGCGCUGUUGUUUCGGCGAUUUGGAAACAGCCUGGCAGAAUAUUUUCACGCACUGCGGUUAUGGCACAGGACUCUCAAGGUCAUUGGUGCAGAGUUUGGAACAAGUGUUCUUUCUUAUUUUAUUUUCUUGAAGUGGCUGCUGACUUUCAACCUCUUCUCAUUCCUCAUAAACUUCAGUUUCAUCACAAUCCCUCAGUUUUUUGCAGCAGAACCAAAUAACGUUUCAUUCACGGGUCUGGAGCUGUUCACUGGAGCUGGUUAUUUUCAACAAACUGUACUCUACUAUGGCUUUUACACCAAUGCUACAAUCAGUAAAAUAAAGAAUGGUCCAUCUUACAACAUGCAGCUGGCCUAUAUUUUCACUGUUGGAAUGUAUUUUGCCAUCUGUUUUCUUAUCCUGUUGCUCAGCAUGGCGAAAUCCUUCUGCAGGAACUUCAUUAACCCCCAGACAUACUCUGGAAACGCCAGCAGGCUUCUCUGCACUUGGGACUUCAACAUAACGAACGAAAAAGCCGUGAAGCUGAAACAAAAGAAUCUCAGGACACAGAUAAAGGAAGACCUCAUGGAAGUAAACCGAGAAGUUCUAAAUCUUUCUGCAAGGGAGAGACUUGUUCGUAUUGUUAUUCACCUUGUUUCCUGGGCUGCUUCGCUGGGCACAGCAGUAGCCGCUUGUGCUGGUGUUUACUUCCUCUCCAUUAAUAACGCAAAGCUGUUUGUGAAUUGGCAUAAAAACGACCUUGGGAGCCAAGCUGCCACGUUGGUGCUACCUAUUGUCACAUCUCUCCUCAACACAUUUGUCCCGCUCUUCUACUCCUGGCUUGGACACCUGGAGAGAUUUCAGACUCCUGGAUACCGGAUAUAUGUCACCAUUACAAGAAAUAUCAUCCUGAAGAUCUCAAUUGUUGGAAUACUGUGCUACUACUGGCUUAACGUUGUGGCUGCAUCACAAUCACAGUGCUGGGAGACUCUGGUUGGCCAGGAUAUCUAUCGUCUUGUUCUAGUUGACUUCAUAUUUUGUUUGCUUGGCUCUUUCUUUGGAGAGUUUUUGCGAAGAAUUAUUGGAACUGCAGUCUGUGCGAGCUGGGGGCCUCCUGAAUUUGAUAUUGGACGAAAUGUUUUAGAAUUGAUCUAUGCCCAGACUUUGACCUGGAUUGGUAUCCUGUUCUCACCUCUGCUGCCUGGUAUCCAGAUGAUAUCGUUUUCUAUAGUAUUUUACGUGAAAAAGGUCAGCCUGAUGAUGAAUUGCCAACCCCCCCGCAAAGCCUGGAGAACAGCACAAAUGACGACGUCCUUCAUGUUCCUGCUGUUUUUCCCCUCCUUCGUGGGCGUCCUGUCGGUCAUCGCGGUCACCGUCUGGAGGUUAAAACCUUCAGAAGAGUGUGGUCCUUUCCGAGGUUUGUCUUCUAUGUAUGCUGCGGUCUCCAACUGGAUAAAAAUACUGGAAGGUUACACUGCCUCAAAAUGGGUUGUGUGGAUCUACUCUAACUUAAUUACAAGUGAACUUUUCUUUUUCAUCCUCUCCGUUCUUGUCCUAAUUAUUACUUAUCUUUACUGGCAAAUAAUAGAAGGAAGAAAGACCAUGGCCAGACUCUUACGCAAGCAAAUCAUUAAUGAAGGAAAAGAUAAAAUGUUUUUACUUGAAAAACUACGGGCACUGCAAAGGGCAAAACAAACCGUACUUGCAUGGAGAGAACAAGGCCGGCAGUCUCCCUACUCUGCUGGGAGCUCGAGAGGCACCGGCUUCCCACAAGCACGCAGCUCCGGCACCGGCGCGGCAGAGGCCCUGGCGCUCGCUCUGCGCGCUAGAGAGGCAGCGCGGUGGGAAGACGAAGACGACGACAAAGACUUUUGACCACGACGGGGUGGACUCAAUAAUGAACCUCUUCCUGUUCUGCAGAAAGCAAAUGCAUUGACACGAAUGACCCAAGGUACCAUUCAAACUUCUUUUUUUACCUCCAAAUGGUAGAAAAAGCAGAAGAAUAGAUUACAAACUGCAUCGCCAGUGCAGUUGUUGGUGAUGAUGGGGAAUGUCGUGGUGUUUGGUUUGGGAGCGAUGUCACUGUGGGUCCCCCCACAGCCACUCCUGUCCUGCUCACCAAGUACAAGGAAACUUGGGCCUAAUUGUAAAUAAAAGCUUUGGUCUAAAAAUA